GUUGCCAGCUGAGGCUGCGGAGGGCAGCUCUGUAGUCCAAUCGUCUUGACUGUGUGUGUUGAGUAGCUGAGACCUGUCUUAUCUUCACCUCAUAAUGCGCAGGCGUGAUCCUAUCUGAGCCCCGCAAAAAGCUGUUACCACCAGAACUAGGCGUCGUGUGCGCUGCGCUUCAUGUGGCGCGCAAACGGACACAAAUUUUUUUGACAUUGCUCUGUUUUUGCAGAUAAAGACAGUCCGGGGAAAUGAAGGUUCGUCUGCAGGCUGAUCUCUCCGAACAACACAGUCCAACCUGUGGAUAGCGUGGAGCGCGUCUGUGGCCACCGGCCAGUCUCCGCUAUCUGGGACGCUCUGCCUUCAGCCUGCUGCGCGCGUCUUGUUUUUCAAUAUAUUCACAGUUGGCUCCGGUUUGUGUCGGCGUGGGGGAUCCGGUGUUUCCGUUUGAGCUGAGCUGUGAGCAGGUAUUCAGUUUAUGAAUGGCACUGACAUGGAGGAAAUACCGUUUCAGAAAGUCAAAACCAGGCGGAAGAGAAGUCACUGUCCACCGGGCGUCCCUCUGACCACCAUCGUGUGCGAGGACGAGUUCGACUGCAAGGAGCUCGAGUCCCUCUUCCAGAACUACAACCUGAAGCUGGAGCAGACGUCCACUCUCAAAGCCCUGGCCGUGCUCAUCUUCAUGUCCUCCACCCUGGCCGUGCUGGAGUUGCUGUCCGGCCCCAGCCUCACCAUCUCCAAGGGGUCCCAUCCGGUCCACUGUGUCAUCUUCGUCUCCCUGUUCAUCGUAACUAACGUCAAGUACCUGCAAGUGACUCAGCUCCAGCAGAUCGUGAACCUGACGCUGCUCUUCGGCUUCACUUUCUCCUUCCUGUGCUGCCCCUUCUCCCUGGGCGCCAUGGGGAUGGAGCCCCCGACAUCCCCGGAGCAGGGCAUGUGGCAGCUCAUCCUGGUCACCUUCGUCGCCUAUGUGCUCCUGCCUGUUCGGACGCUGUUGGCUGUGGUGCUGGGAAUAAUGGUCUCGAUCUCGCAUCUGAUUGUGACUGCCACUUCUGUGACAGUGAAAACACAGAAACUAUGGAGAACGUUGGUUGCCAACACAGUGCUGUUCACCAGUGUCAACCUGUCGGGGCUGUUUGUGCGCAUCCUGACAGAACGAGCCCAGAGGAAGGCCUUCCUGCAGGCUCGCAACUGCAUCGAAGAGAAACUCCGUAUGGAGGACGAGAACGAGAAACAGGAGCGCCUGCUAAUGAGUCUGUUGCCCAGGAACGUAGCUAUGGAGAUGAAAGAGGAUUUCCUGAAGCCCCCAGAAAGGAUCUUUCACAAAAUCUACAUCCAGCGCCAUGACAAUGUCAGCAUCCUGUUUGCAGAUAUAGUCGGCUUCACGAGCCUGGCCUCCCAGUGCACAGCCCAGGAACUGGUUAAACUGCUAAAUGAGCUGUUUGGAAAGUUUGAUGAGCUCGCCACGGAGAACCACUGUCGCAGGAUUAAGAUCCUGGGGGAUUGUUACUACUGUGUGUCUGGACUGACCCAGCCCAAGACCGACCACGCCCACUGCUGUGUGGAGAUGGGUCUGGACAUGAUUGACACGAUAACGUCAGUAGCAGAAGCCACAGAAGUCAACCUAAACAUGCGUGUGGGCCUACAUACAGGUCGGGUGCUGUGUGGAGUUCUGGGCCUCAGGAAAUGGCAAUAUGAUGUGUGGUCAAAUGAUGUGACCCUGGCCAAUGUGAUGGAGGCAGGAGGACUACCUGGGAAAGUUCACAUCACCAGAUCUACGCUCGAGUGCCUAAACGGAGACUAUGAGGUGGAGCCUGGAAAUGGUCAUGAAAGGAACGCCUUCCUCCAAAAACAUGAAAUAGAAACCUUCUUUAUAGUGCCAUCUCACCGACGGAAGAUAUUCCCAGGAUUGAUUCUUUCGGAUAUAAAGCCCGCCAAAAAGAUGAAGUUCAAAACUGUGUGCUACUUACUAGUGCAGCUUAUGCACUGCAGGAAGAUGUUCAAGGCUGAGAUUCCCUUCUCCAAUGUCAUGAACUGCGAGGACGGUGAUAAGCGGAGGGCCAUGCGGACGGCUCCACAGAAGCUGAGGAACCGCACCAACGCUAACCAGGCUAACUUGAUCCAGAGCAGCCCCAGAACCCGGGUCAACCGCUACAUUGGUCGGCUGAUUGAGGCCCGCCAGACCGAGUCAGAUACGGCGGACCUCAACUUCCUCACACUCAUGUAUAAGUGCUCUGAGCGUGAGCAGAGGUACCACCAGGUUCCUGAUGAGUACUUCACCAGUGCAGUGGUCCUCUCUCUGAUCCUCGCUGCCUUGUUUGGCCUUGUCUAUCUUCUCAUCAUACCACAGGGCACAGUGGUACUAGUCCUUCUCGUCUUCUCCAUCUGUUUCCUAGUAGCUUGUAUCAUGUACCUGCAUAUCACUAGAAUACAGUGUUUUCCAGGGUGCCUGACUAUUCAGAUCCGCACUGUUCUCUGUAUUCUCAUAGUGCUCUUAAUCUACGCUGUGGCCCAGGCCUGUGUGGUGGGCUGUAUGCCCUGGUUGUGGGGCAGUGCCAACACAAACAGCUCCAUCGUCAUAAUCGAUGUGGACAGCGGCGCCAACCACACCAUGGCAGAGCUGCCCUGCGACGGCGCCCAUUACGCCUUCCUGUCGUGCGUGGUGGGCACACUCACCUUGGCGCUUUUCCUGCGUGUCUCCUGGUUGCCAAAGAUGGCACUAAUGCUUCUUCUGGGGGUGCUGUAUGUCACCGUGUUGGAGCUCAGCGGCUUUCGCAAGACUGCAGAUGGGGGGUCCUUCCACAUCCGGGGCUACGAGCCCAUCCUGUCUCUGUUGCUCUUUGUCAGUGCCCUGGCCCUCCACUCCAGGCAACUUGACCUCAAACUACGCUUGGACUUCCUAUGGGCUGUGCAGGCGGAAGAGGAAAGAGAUGGAAUGGAGAAAGUAAAGCUGGACAACAGAAGGAUCCUCUUCAAUCUUCUGCCUGCACACGUGGCUCAGCACUUCUUAAUGUCAAACCCCAGAAACAUGGUGAGCCACGCUAAUAGACAGGCAGGCAGGCAGACAGACCAACAGGAUCUGUACUAUCAGUCCUAUGCGCAAGUCGGUGUCCUGUUUGCAUCAAUCCCAAACUUCAAUGAUUUCUACAUCGAGCUGGAUGGCAACAACAUGGGAGUGGAGUGCCUGAGACUACUGAAUGAGAUCAUUGCUGACUUUGACGAGCUCAUGGAUAAGGAGUGCUACAAAGACAUAGAGAAAAUCAAAACCAUUGGCAGUACAUACAUGGCAGCUGUGGGACUCGUCCCCACCAUUGGUACCAAGGCCAAAAAAUCGAUUUAUGACCACUUGAGCACAAUAGCGGACUACGCCAUCGAAAUGUUUGACGUCUUGGAUGAAAUCAACUAUCAGUCAUACAAUGAAUUUGUCCUGAGAGUGGGUAUCAAUGUGGGUCCAGUGGUUGCAGGGGUGAUCGGAGCACGGAGACCUCAGUACGACAUCUGGGGGAACACAGUCAAUGUGGCCAGUCGUAUGGACAGCACCGGAGUACCAGGAAAAAUACAGGUGACUGAGGAGGUUUAUCGACUACUGAACACCAACUAUGACCUGGUCUGCCGUGGCAAAGUCAGCGUAAAGGGUAAAGGUGAGAUGCUGACCUACUUCCUGGAAGGGAAGGUCCAGGGUGUGGGCACUGUGACCACUUCCUCGGUGAUGCGCUCUGCCAGCCUGGCGCGCCGGAUCCACUCCUGCGGGAAGACCAGCGUCCCCACCAAUCUGGGCAGCGUCUCCUCCGCUGCCAGCCUCACCGCUCAUGCCAGCAUGGGUAGCAACAUUCAGAUGCACACUGCCAACAGCAGCAACAGCCAAGCAACAUGCCUGCCCUCGCCCUGCGUGCCCGCAGUCGGUGAGGAAGAAGAGGACAUAGAGGUGACGGAGAUUAAAAUCGAGGCUGUGGCAGCUGUUGCCGAUGUUGCAGUGUAGGAAGAAAGACGAGACUUAGGUGAAAUACAGCAAGAAAACCCCUGGUUGGAGGCCGAGAGAAGUCCGGGCUGUCCAGGUAUUUCCUAUAAAUCCUGAGCUACUGGCACAGUGCAGGAUAUGCUAAUUCAGGAUUUGAACUUCCAGAGAUAUGAAGUGAUAAUAAGGACAAUCAUACUUGCUUUUAGGCAUUUUUUUUUAACCGCUUGCCACUCUUUGAAGACAAAAUGUGGAAGGAAGAGAGAAGCACCCAGAAUCUCAAAUCCUCUUUUAACAUCACUAUAGCAGAUGAUUAGAUUUGCGGUGUUCUUGGGUUCCCUCUGAUCCAGGUAUAACGCGCAUCUUCGUUUUAUACUGUAUGUAGCACAUAUUCCAUGUACAGGGGGGUAUGUGCAUUGAUAUCAGAAAAAGACUGACCAUGCUAUUGCUUUUGCACUGUCUUUCUGAUUAUGCCAAGGAUACAUUGCAUUAUUUACAGUGUAAAAUGGUGUUGUUUUCUUUUUGAUGUAUGUAAGCAUGCAUGUGUGUACCUGUGAGUGUGUGUGUAUGCAUGUGUGAUCGACUUUAAUGGUAACAAAACAGCACAAAAUCCUCUUUUCUUUUAUACUCGGAGCUCACUGGAUGAAAUAGACUUUUUAUGAUACAUAUUUACAGUUAAAUAGUGCAUGACUUUUUAAGAGUUGACAGCCAUAGUAAAGAUACUUGUGUUGAAAGAAAACCAAAGUAUUGAGCUUUCCAUAGAUCUUGAGUUUUGCUACUUAUAUUGCCUCACCAGAGAAGAAAGAAAAUGUCACGGCAGGCUGAAUAUAUUUGGUGCAUGCAGCGCUUUCAGAUAUCAUCAGCAGAGCUAAAGAGUGUCUUUUUGAAUCCUCGGAAAAACAAAAUAAGGUUUCCCGAAUAUCUGAUGUUCUUGUCUUGCCCUGAUGCACAGCGGUUUAAUGUAAUGUGGCUUGUGCAAGGGAGACACACAGAAAAAAGGCAAAGGUGUGUAGGAUGGACUGGUUGGGUGUGUGCUGCUAUGGACACUAGUUAAUGCCAAAUCUAGACCAGUCAGUACUUUAGAACAUGAACAGAAGACCAACACAUCCCUGCAUUUGGUGCAAACAUAUACAGAGAAUUCCAAAGGACUUCAGGAUGGCAUUCAUUCACACAGAAGAGAGCACAUACAUAAUAAUAAGCACACGACUCCCACAAAUGCAUGACUUAGUCUUGGUGUUUCAAAUGCUCUAUGUUCAUUCACACACUUUCAGAAACUGUGGUGCAGUGUCUGGCUGCUGUCGUCUUUCAGGCAUACAUUACUCUACUACUGAUUUUUUAUUAUAUUAAAGCUACCCUUUGAGUUCUCCUCAGAAUAUAUAAGCUUAAGCACAUCUCUCAGAAAUACAGCCUCCGAAAUAUGAGGUGCUUCAGAUAUCUUUAUAGCCUGUAUCUUUAUCAGUGCAUAGGAAUUUCACUUGAUCUGCAAAAGUGUAAAUACAUCAUGUUUCAAGUUUUUGCCUUACUCAAUAAGCUUACAGUGAUUGCAACCUGCCUUUUUAGAUAUAUUCACUUUGAUAUGCAGAUCAUACUUUUUUUGUAAAUAGCCAAAAAGCUGUAAACUAUGUUGUAUCUUGUACAGUGUAAAGUUGGGUUAUUGAAUAUUUUGUAAUAAAGACAAUAUUGGUGUACAAAAUA
This is a messenger RNA of Amphiprion ocellaris (clown anemonefish), 5641 nucleotides long. RefSeq names its product adenylate cyclase type 1-like. Lineage: Eukaryota; Metazoa; Chordata; Actinopteri; Pomacentridae. Gene Ontology annotation, biological process: adenylate cyclase-activating G protein-coupled receptor signaling pathway; cAMP biosynthetic process; intracellular signal transduction. The record is from RefSeq and is a predicted model, not a curated record. Bases 470 to 3970 code for a protein of 1166 amino acids. The transcript is spliced from 20 exons. Gene Ontology annotation, cellular component: plasma membrane. Gene Ontology annotation, molecular function: adenylate cyclase activity.